Molecule: messenger RNA, 522 nt
Organism: Lotus japonicus
Lineage: Eukaryota; Viridiplantae; Streptophyta; Magnoliopsida; Fabales; Fabaceae
Product: NAC domain-containing protein 83-like
Exons: 3
Coding region: 1-522 (173 amino acids)
Biological process (GO): regulation of DNA-templated transcription
Molecular function (GO): DNA binding
Source: RefSeq, a predicted model, not a curated record
AUGGAAGACAUAAUCAUGACUUAUGAGGACAAUGAUGGGGCUGUUAGGUUGCUACCUGGGUACAUAUUUGAUCCUACUGAUGAGGUUCUUGUGGGUUUCUACCUGAAGAGGAGGGUAUUUUCUCAACCUCUUCCUGUUGAAAUCAUCCCAUAUUUUGAUGUGUUUCAAACUGAACCUUGGAGCCUGCCGGGAGGAGAUGGAAAGAUUUUCAAUGAGCGCAAGUGUUUCUUCUACAACAUCAUGGGUCAUGACCUUAAAAACCUUGAUAUAAGAGUUGCUGGGAGUGGCCAAUGGAGGGUUAUGGAAAAACGGAAUGAUGUUCCUAUCUCUACAAACAAGGAGGUGAUUAGGAAGAGGAACAUCCUGAACUUUUGGGAUGGGCAAGGAGACUGUGCUAGGAGGACCAAAUGGGUGAUGCAUGAGUUCCGUCUUGCGUUAAUAGCUAACCCAUCUAAGAUUAAGGAUGCAAAGAAUGACAAAAUGGGGAAUAAUGGGGAAAUCACCAAUGAUGGGAGUGCCUAA